AGAACGAAGCAAAAAAAUGGUGACAUCCCCAGUGAUGUCACUAACCAAUCCCCUCUCUCUUAGUCAUAAUAUCACAGUCAAAUUAUCUCACCAACCACCCAAAAUCCAAACCCCCUGAGCUCCCUCCAAUAUCUCGCCAAAUAAUAGCAGCCACACAAUUUAUAAAACGUUAUACUUGGAGAUCACACUACUUCGUUCUUGUCGAUUCAAUCUCUUACUUCCAGUUCAACAACUAACCUAUAGGGGAAUGGCAGCUCAUCUCGAGCAGCAACAAUCAUCGCGGCAAAAGCAGAAGCACAAGCAUUUUUUAGUGGUGACGUUCCCCUUCCAAGGCCACAUCAACCCGGCGCUCAACCUCGCCAAGCGCCUCGCCCUUGCCGCUGCCCCCUCCGCCUCCGUCACCUUCUCCACGACCACCGCCGCCCACCGCCGCAUGUUCCCCUCGGCCUCCUCCCGAUCCGACGACGACGACAUCCUCCACGACGACGGCCUCCUCACCUACGCCCCCUUCUCCGACGGCCACGACCACGGAUGGAAUGGUGGACUAUCUGAAUUCAACCGCUACAUGUCCGAAUUCGAACGGCACGGUUCCCGCCACCUCUCUGACCUCGUCGGUAAUUUCGCGGCGCGGGGCCGCCCGGUCUCCUGCAUCAUCUACACCAUUAUCCUACCGUGGGUCGCCGAUGUGGCGCGCCGGCACGGGAUCCCCUCCACCCUCUACUGGAUCCAACCCGCCUCCGUCUUCGCCGUAUACUACCACUACUUCCACGGCUACGACGGCGUAAUCUCUGCGCACCACCGCGACCCGUCCUCCGUGGUGAAUUUACCGGGGCUUCCGCCGCACGACAUGCGCGACCUCCCCUCAUUCCUCGUCGACUCCAUCGAGGAAACCUCCGCGUUCUACUCCGUGUACCGGGCGCUCCGCGACCUCUUCGCCGUGUUAGAUAAGGAGAAGGAGAUCGGCGGCGCGAGGCCCACCGUAUUGGUUAACACGUUCGAAGAGCUGGAGCCGCGAGAGCUCGCGUCGAUAAACGAGCACUUGGACGCAGUCCCCAUAGGCCCGGUGCUUAAACCCUCGCUGUUUAGCGAUAACGUCGAUGUCGAAGCGGAAGCGGGGGGCGACCUGUUCGAGCGGGACGACGAGCAGCGGUACGUGGAGUGGCUCGACGCGAGGCCGGAGAGGUCGGUGGUGUACGUGUCGUUCGGGAGCCUGUCGACGGCCACGAAGGAGCAGCUGGAGGAGCUGCUGCAGGGGCUGGAGGGGUGCGGGCGGCCGUACAUCUGGGUGGUGCGGCGGGACAACCGAGGCGAAGGGCCGGCGGGGCUGCAGGACAGGGCGGAGAAGGGGGUGGUGGUGGGGUGGUGCGACCAGCUGAAGGUGCUGUCGCACCGCGCGGUCGGGUGCUUCGUGACGCACUGCGGGUGGAACAGCGUGCUGGAGAGCGUGGCGUGCGGCGUGCCGAUGGUCGCGGCGCCGCGGAUGUCGGACCAGGGGAUGAACGCGCGCUUGGCGGCCGCCGCGUGGGGGACGGCGGUGCGGGCGCGGCUCAGCGCCGAGGGGGNUGGAGUUAAUUACCAGCACGCUGCAAUCUGCUGCUUCCCCAGAUCAAUGGAGGACGGCGUUACCGAACGCGGCGACUCAGAAGGGCGUUUCAAGCCGCACUUCCUGAUCGUGAUGUACCCGGUGCAGGGCCACAUUAACCCGGCGCGCCGCCUCGCCCGCCGCCUCAUCCACGUCGGCGGGGCGGCGCACGUCACGCUCUCGACAUCUGUGUCCGGCCACCGCCGCAUGUUCCCCUGCUCCUCCUCCGACGACGACGAAGAAGUAACCGACGGCCCGAUCUCCUUCAUCCCCUUCUCCGACGGCAACGACGAGGGCACCGACCCGGGCGCCCCCGACGCCCGCCGCCGCUUCGCCCGGACCCGGUCCGUCGGGUCCCAGACCCUUUCGUCCAUCCUCGACCGCCUCGCGGCGCGCGGCCGCCGCGUGACCUGCGUGCUCUACACCAUCCUCCUCCACUGGGCCGCCGACGUGGCGCGCCAGCGCGGCAUCCCCUCCGCGCUCUGCUGGAUCCAACCCGCGACCGUGCUCGCGGCGCUGCACCGCUUCUUCCACGGCCACGAGGGUCUCGUCGCCGCCCACGCGCGCGACCCCAUGCACGCGGUGAGCUUCCCGGGCCUACCCCCGCUCCGGAUCCGCGACCUCCCCUCCUUCCUCACCUCCGAAGACGACGACACCCAAGCCGCGCUCCUCGAGUCCUUCAGGGAGGUCUUCGAGACCCUCGACAGAGAGGGUCCGAGGCCCAGGGUGUUGGUGAACACGUGCGAGGCGUCGGAGGGCGACGCGCUCGGAGCUUUGGAGGCGGAGCUGGAGCUGUACGCGGUAGGGCCCUUGGUGCCGGCGCUGCUCCCCGCGCAGGAGGUCAAGGACGCGCGGUCGGAGGCCGAUCUGUUCGCGCCCGACGAGAAGGGGUACAUGGAGUGGCUGGACGCGCAGGAGGCGAGGUCGGUGGUGUACGUGUCGUUCGGGAGCCUGGUGGUGAUGAAGAAGAAGCAGGCGGAGGAGAUGCUGAUGGGUCUGAGGGAGAGCGGCAGGCCGUACCUGUGGGUGGUGAGGAGGGAUAGUAGAGGCUCCACGGAUCAGGAGGAGUGCCCUGGCACGGAAGAAGAGGAAGACGAAGAAGCAGGGGGAGCGGGGAUGGUGGUGGAGUGGUGCGACCAGCUGGAGGUGCUGGCGCACCGGGCGGUGGGGUGCUUCGUGACGCACUGCGGGUGGAACAGCGUGCUGGAGAGCCUGGCGUGCGGCGUGCCGAUGGUGGCGGCGCCGCGGAUGUCGGACCAGGGGAUGAACGCGCGCUUGGCGGCCGCCGCGUGGGGGACGGCGGUGCGGGCGCGGCUCAGCGCCGAGGGGGUGCUGGAGAGGGACGAGCUGAGGCGCUGUUUGGAGACGGUGCUGGGGGAGGGGGACGGCGCCGCGGAGAUGCGGCGGAGGGCGGAGACCUGGAGGGAGAAGGCCAUGCAGGCCCUGAGCAAAGGAGGGUCGUCGGAUCGCAAUCUGACGGCGUACGUGGAGAGUAUCAUCCAUUUACCUAAUACUCUAAAUAAAUAAUUAAGGUUUCAAUUUUAUAUAAUAUAUAUAAUAUAUAUAUAUACCACUCGUCCAAGUUGGUGGCUACUAUUUCUCUUCUAGUCUUGUUAAUUUUCUCUAAUUUUUUAUUUUUUAAAAUAAUUAUGUACUUUAGAAUUAGCGGAUCGAGUGCGAAAUUUACUCUUACUAGCUAGUAGGUGGUGUACACACACGAGUUAUUUUACUACUAUGAUGAAUAAUUACUGUUAGUAUUAUUUUAGUUUUGUAAUUUGGGAAGAGCAUAUAGUACAUGUGCAUUGUUGACGAUUA
This is a messenger RNA of Ananas comosus (pineapple), 3397 nucleotides long. RefSeq lists its product as uncharacterized. NCBI's taxonomy places the organism in Eukaryota, Viridiplantae, Streptophyta, Magnoliopsida, Poales, Bromeliaceae. The transcript is spliced from 3 exons. Gene Ontology annotation, molecular function: UDP-glycosyltransferase activity. Bases 248 to 3109 code for a protein of 953 amino acids. The record is from RefSeq and is a predicted model, not a curated record.